AUGAUUUAUGGAUUUGGGUCAUGUGGCAGCGUCAAGGAGGCAGAGGUGCUGCUAGCUAACAUGGUCGUCAGGGGGGUCACUCCAGAUAUUAGGACAUAUAAUGUGAUGAUGACGCUGUUUGCGUCAAUGGGGGAUGCGGAGGGAGUUUUGAAAUACUACCAUCAAAUUGGGAGGAUCGGGUUAUGUGCUGAUGCUGUGAGCUAUAGGAUUGUGCUACAGGUGCUAUGUGAGAGGAAGUUGGUGCGUGAAGCAGAAGAUGUGAUAGAAGGAAUUAUCAAGUCUGGCACUAGCAUUCAUGAACAGUCCAUGCCAGUUGUCAUGAAGAUGUAUAUUGAUCAGGGAUUGCUUGAUAAGGCAAAUGCAUUCUUUGAAAGGCAUUGCAGAGGCGAGGAGGUCUCAUCCAAGAAUUUUGCUGCCAUCAUGGAUGCGUUUGCAGAUAGGUGUCUUUGGGAAGAAGCCGAGCAUAUUUUCCACUGUGAUAGAGGGAUUGGGGGCAAGAGGGAGAUAGUGGAAUAUAAUGUGAUGGUCAAGGCUUAUGGUUUAGCAAGAAAGUAUGAUAGAGUCAUUUCUCUACUUGAGAACAUGAAGGGCUGUGGCAUAUCACCAGAUGAGUGCACUUACAAUUCCUUAAUUCAGAUGUUUUCUGCCGGUGGAUUUCCACACAGAGCUAAGAAGCUCUUGCAUACAAUGAAGGACACAGGAUUUAAACCGGUGUGUGACACAUACUCUGCUGUUAUGAGAGCUUAUUCUCGCAAUUCCUUGGCAUCUGAAGCUAUAGAUCUGUACAGUGAAAUGAAGGCCUCAGGUGUUGAACCAAAUGUGGUUGUUUAUGGUUUGCUGAUUAAUAUGUUUGCGGAGACAGGACAAGUGGAGAAGGCACUGCACUAUGGCAACUUGAUGGAAGAAUCUGGAAUCACUCCAAACCAUAUUGUCUUAACUUCGGUUAUCAAGGCCUACAGCAAGAUCAAUUGCUGGAAGGAAGCACAUGGUUUGUAUACAAGGAUGAGGAACAUGGAUGGUGGCCCUGAUAUCAUUGCCUCGAAUACCAUGCUAAACCUGUAUGCAAAACUUGGGAUGGUCAUUGAGGCUAAGGCAAUCUUUGACAAUUUGAGGAGAAAUAAUCAGGAAGAUGAUGUUUCAUACAUUAUCAUGAUGUUUCUCUACAAGAACAUGGGCUUGCUUAAUGAGUCCAUUAAGAUUGCUCAUGAAUUAGAUAAUUCAGGCUUACUAUCUGACUGUGCUGCAUACAAUGCUGUUAUGGCAUGUUAUGUGGCCAAGGGCAACUUGAGAGAUUGUGCAGACCUGGUGCAAAAAAUGGUGGAAGAUAACAUCUUUCCAGAUGCGUCAACCUUUCAGAUGAUAUUUUCUUCAGUGAAUAAAAUUAAUAUUUCAUCAGAGGAAGUUUUGCAGUUAGAAUCAGCAUACAGUGAUGGCAGGAGUUCUGCCAAGCAUGCUAUACUUGCAUUCUUGUUUUCCAUGGCCGGCAUGCAUGCUGCUGCAUUAAAUGUCUGUGAGCAACUUCCAAAGCCUGAGUUGACAAUUGAUCCAUGUGCAUACAAUGUUGCCUUCAAGGUGUAUGCUUCCUGUGGGGAGGUGGAUAAAGCUUUCAGUUUGUUCAUGCGGAUGCAUGCUUUAGGGCUAAAACCGGACACUGUUACUUGCAUUGAUUUGUCAACUUGUUAUGGGAUAUCUGGAAUGUCAGAAGGCAUGAGAAGGAUAAGUGGUCUUCUUGCAUACAGAAACAGUGAGUUUAGUAAGUCUUUACAUAAAGCACUGGUUUCCUAUAGAGAAACUGGAAGCAAUGAUCUUACUUCUCAGUUAGUCAACAAAUGA
Messenger RNA from Triticum turgidum subsp. durum (durum wheat), 1833 nucleotides. The record is from the annotation of a GenBank genome assembly. Lineage: Eukaryota; Viridiplantae; Streptophyta; Magnoliopsida; Poales; Poaceae.